UUUGUGACCGAGAAGUCUCUCAUAGGAGGUGUCUCUGGAAGUUAAUUUGUGCUAAAGGACCUUGAAUUAGGAUGAUUGUGUUCUUUUUUGUGGUUUGUGUAGUGCUAUUCUGCUGCAUUGAUAUCCAAAAACCUAAAGGAUUUCCUCCAGGACCUAAAUGGCUUCCAAUUGUUGGGAAUUUUCCUCAUAUUUUCUGUCUCCGAAAGUCUCUAAAGUACCAUCAUCUGAUAUGGAAGCAUCUUAGUGAAGAAUUUGGGAGUAUUGUAGGUCUGAGGUUGGGCAGGGAUCGUCUAAUUGUAGUGUCCGGAUGUGAGGCAAUCCGGGAAUUUUACAAUCGAACGGAAUUCGACGGAAGACCCAAUGGAUUCUUCUACAGAGUGCGCUCCUUUGACCAGAGACUGGGUCUUGUGUUCACAGAUGGUGAGCCAUGGGAGAUCCAGAGGAGAUUCUGCAUGAAAACCCUGAAGCAAUUGGGAUUUGGAAAAUUCAGCAUGGUUAAAAGGAUUGAGAAAGAGGCUGAGGAAAUGAUAGAGCACUUUUGGCUGAAAAACCAAAGAGAUGGAGCAAUUUUCAUGCACAAUGCCUUUGAUAUAUGUGUCCUCAAUGUUCUGUGGUCCCUAAUGGCGGGCAAGCGUUUUGAUCUAGAAGAUGAGAGACUUACCAGACUCAUGAAGCUUAUUCAUGAGAGUUUUAGGAUUAUCGAUAUGUCUGGUGGGAUUCUAAAUCAAUUUCCUGGAAUUAGACAUAUUCUUCCCAAUUUAUCCGGAUACAGACCUCUUAUUGAGACCCUCAGGCCCCUUUGGACCUUCCUGAGAGAGACAAUUGAUGAGAUCAAAAUUCUAAAACCAGAUCAUGAACCCAAGAGUCUAAUAGAUGCUUAUGCCAGGGAAAUUAAAUCAACGCAAAAUCCUGAUUCAACUUUUACAGAAGAUCAAUUACUUUUCCUCUGUUUGGAUAUGUUUCAAGCUGGAUCAGAAACCACCAGCAAUACCUUAGGAUUCUCCCUUAUUUACAUGCUGCACUACCCUGAAGUUGCUAAACGAGUGAAGGAGGAACUCCGGAUAGUUGUUGGGUUAAACUUCCUACCGAAGCUUGAACAUCGUUCCCAGCUUAAGUACACUGAGGCAGUUCUCUGUGAGAUCAUGAGAUGUGUCAAUGUAGCUCCUCUAGCGAUUGUCCAUCGGGCAACGGAAACUGUGAAGCUCCUUGGAUUCACAGUUCCGAAAGAUACCUUAGCUCUAGUUUCACUUUAUAGUCUUCACAUGGAUGAAAAGACAUGGAAGAACCCUAAACAGUUCUGUCCUGAAAGAUUUCUCGAUAGCAACAAUCAAUUAAUAAACCACGAGGGAUUUCUUCCUUUUGGAUCAGGAAGACGUCGAUGUAUGGGUGAAAAUUUAGCAAAAUCUAGCCUUUUCAUUUUCUUUGCAACAUUUAUGCACGUUUUCGAGAUGAAAUUACCCGACAAUGAACCAGAAAUGCCUGAUCUUGAUGGUGUUGAUGGCAUAACACUUUCUCCAAAGCCCUAUCGUGUCAUUCUAUCUCGUUGACAAUGAAUUUUACUCUGAUUCUUCCAAAGGGAAGUUCAUUCAGUGGCUAAUCGUGUGCAAAAGUUUCAUAAGUAGACGUAAAUUGAUAGCAAUUGACUGGGAGACACAUUGCUUUCUAUGUGGGUUUAUUUCUUCAACAGGGUUAGACUUAAGAAAAUUUAUUGUAAUAAUGCAUUUUUUUUAAUGCAAAUAAACUGUUUUUGGUGCUUAA
Phlebotomus papatasi is the source of this 1758-nucleotide messenger RNA. RefSeq names its product methyl farnesoate epoxidase-like. Gene Ontology annotation, biological process: xenobiotic metabolic process. The transcript has 2 exons. Bases 72 to 1547 code for a protein of 491 amino acids. Gene Ontology annotation, molecular function: heme binding; iron ion binding; oxidoreductase activity, acting on paired donors, with incorporation or reduction of molecular oxygen, reduced flavin or flavoprotein as one donor, and incorporation of one atom of oxygen. Gene Ontology annotation, cellular component: intracellular membrane-bounded organelle; cytoplasm. The record is from RefSeq and is a predicted model, not a curated record. Lineage: Eukaryota; Metazoa; Arthropoda; Insecta; Diptera; Psychodidae.